Molecule: messenger RNA, 721 nt
Organism: Rhipicephalus sanguineus (brown dog tick)
Lineage: Eukaryota; Metazoa; Arthropoda; Arachnida; Ixodida; Ixodidae
Product: peptidoglycan recognition protein 1
Exons: 3
Coding region: 16-708 (230 amino acids)
Biological process (GO): peptidoglycan catabolic process
Molecular function (GO): N-acetylmuramoyl-L-alanine amidase activity; zinc ion binding
Source: RefSeq, a predicted model, not a curated record
AAUUAUGGCGCAGAAAUGAGCACGGACGUUGCGCAGAUUAUUGUUAUUGUCUUCUUACGUGAAGGCUCCUUGGCGGUUGGCUCGACUUCGUAUGGCUAUCCUGGCUUGAACCAAGGGACAGUGGGCGCAGCGUGGUGGCUACCCUGGCUGCUGCGACAAAAGUACAACGUGAUGCUGGCAUGUUCAGGCAUUGAGUUUGUGCCCCGCCAGGCAUGGGGUGCACGGCCGCCCAAGGCAUGGGAAAGGCUAAAGGUUCAACCUGUACCACGCGUCUUCGUGCACCAUACUGCUGGAGGGGAAUGCUUCGACCCAUGGACUUGCUCAGAGAAGAUGCGGUACAUUCAACGCUACCACCAAGUUACUAAAGGUUGGGAGGACAUCGCCUACAGCUUCCUCAUCGGAGGCGAUGGGCGCGUGUACGUUGCAAGGGGCUGGGACGCGGUCGGCGCCCACACCAAGGGUCACAACAAGGACGCUCUUUCCAUAGCCUUCUUCGGUGACUUCUCGCACCACCUGCCGACACCCUGGGCGAUCAGGACACUCGACAAGCUGCUCCAGUGUGGCGUCGCCCUGGGCAAGAUUAGCCCGGACUACACCCUUCACGGCCACCGAGACGCCACCUGUACAUUGAGUCCUGGGGACGCCCUGUACGCCUUCAUCAGCCGACGGAGACGCUUCCGUGGAAGACUCCAGACAUACACCUGCUGAAGAAGUGCUGUGC